Molecule: messenger RNA, 2090 nt
Organism: Rhea pennata
Lineage: Eukaryota; Metazoa; Chordata; Aves; Rheiformes; Rheidae
Gene: SYNC
Product: syncoilin, intermediate filament protein
Exons: 5
Coding region: 65-1555 (496 amino acids)
Cellular component (GO): intermediate filament
Source: RefSeq, a predicted model, not a curated record
CGGCGACUUCCUGGGGAGCCGGCCGGCGCGGGGCGGGCGCGGGGGGCCGCAGCGGAGGGACCUGAUGGCAGCGCCGGAGCCCCCGCCGGAGCCGCCCGUGGGCGAGGCGGGAGCGUCGCUGGCCCCGGAGGGAGCCGCCGCGGACUCGCCGCUGGAGCCGGGCGCUUCGCGCGGCCCCCCGGGCCCCGCGGCGGGGGCGACGGCUGCUCCCGCGGACGUGGGCGGCCCGGAUGCCAGCCGGGGGCUGCGGGCAGCUCUCACAGCCCCUUCCUUGAAGCCGCACGUGCCGGGGAGCUUGCUGGAGGGGGAUGCAGCCGGGGCAGGGACCCCGCUGGAGCUGGAUGCAGAUGGAGCCGAGAUCCCGUGGGAACUGCACGCAGGUGGAGCAGGGAUCCCCCUGGACGUGGACGUAGACGGGGCAGGGAUCCCGUGGGAAGUGCACGCAGAAGGGGCAGGGAUCCCGUGGGAAGUGCACGCAGCCGGGGCAGGGAUCCCGCUGGAUGCAGAUGCAGACGGGGCAGGGGUCCCACUGGAAGUGGACGCAGACGGGGCUGGGACCCCGCUGGCCGCCGAGGGCUCGGAGCACCGGUGCUUCACCCUCGAAGAGCUGGGCGACUACUUCCAAAAGUGCAUCGAAGCCGUAGAGCAGCUGGAGAAGGAGCGGGACAGCCUGAUCCGGGAGCUGGCGCUGCUGCGGGAGCCGGCCCUGCAGGAGAUCCGGCAGGCCCACGAGGAGAUCCUGGCCGCCUACAGGCUGCUGGCCAAGGUGGAGCUGGAGCGGGACAACCUGAAGGACGAGAUCCGGCAAAUCAAGCAGAAGCUGUUCAAGGUGACGAAGGAGUGCGUGGCUUGCCAGUACCAGCUGGAAAGCAGGCGGCACGACCUGGGCCAGUUCGCUGCCUACCGCGGCGAGCUGGAGUCCCGGGCCGGGCAGCUCUCGGAGGAGCUGGCGCGGCUCCGGGAGAGCUGCGAGAAGGAGAAGGAGGAGGUGAGGCAGCAGCUGGAGACACCGCCGAACCGGCGGGACAACCACUACCUGCAGGAGAGCCGCCGGCUGUCGGUGGCGUUCGAGAGCUUCGUGGCGGAGAGCCGCCGGGGGCUGGAGGAGCACUACGAGCCGCAGCUGCUGCGGCUGCUGGAGCGGCGCGAGGCCAGCGCCAAGGCGCUGCAGGAGGUGCAGGGGGAGAUGCAGGGCAUGAAGGAGGCCCUGCGGCCCUUGCAGGGGGAGGUCAGCCGCCUGCGGCUGCAGAACAGGAGCCUCGAGGAGCAGAUCGUGCUCGCCAAGCAGAAGCGGGACGAAGAAGUCAGGCAGUACCGGGAACAAGUUGAGGAGCUGGAAGACAGGUUGAAAGAGCUGAAGAACGGCGUCCAGCUUCAGCAGCGCAAGAAUCAAGAGCUGGAAGAGCUGAGGACCAGCCUCCACCAGGAGCUCUCCAUUUACAAGUUGCUCGUGCAAACAUGCCAUGGAAGGAUAUUCCCUACCACGAGGAGGGGCUGCUUAGAAAUCUAUGGACACCUUUGCAAAUCAGAAGAAAAAGCAGACCAAGACUAUUAGGAAUGAUGGACUUUCCCCCUUUUUAGAAAAAGUGAAGGACAGAGACAUCUGCAGGGGACACUUCCCUCUUGCUGCUUAUCCCACCUGAUAUACAGCAGCUGCCUAAAAUCAGGAAUACUAGAGAAUCAUUUGCUUGUUUGUAUUUCUUGAGGUUCUGCUGUUGAUCUUCUAAUAAAACUGCUUUUCCAGAGAGGAGCAGAGAAAAGUAUACUUGCACUGAAAAUACUCAUAUAUGAAGAAUAACAGAUGUAUGUUUUGCUGUGUUUGGAAAAUGUAUCUUGUCCUGUUCUAUAGAUGGAUUGUAUAAGCCUGUGCAGAAAGUAUUGUUCUGGAAGCCUGUGUUAGGGGUUUGAUUUUUAAAGUUUACAUGCAAGAGAAGCUUUAUCCUUUUAACAGGAUUUUCUUUUGUAGUUCAAUGGGUCUCUGCUGUAUUGUGACAUGUUCAACAUAAGCCACAAACUAAAAAUUGUGGAUACAUGGUUUCCACUUUACUCUAUGAAGUCUCACAUUGAAAAUAAAGACCAGAGUUUAAGAA